UGUUAAUAAACCGGAUCAUAAGCUCAGUGGCCUACUUCCACCGCAAGCACAUCAUCAUAACGAUUUAAGGAGUGAACGAAGGUUUAAUGUACCUGUUAGUAAGACGGAUCGUUUUAAAAAAUCUUUUAUUAUUAGUCAUAGCUCAAAUAUAUAAAUUUUAACAACAAUUAAUCUAGGUGAUAAAUUGACUUACUCUUAUUUUUAAUUAUUCAAAAUUGUUGUAAUGAUGUAUAUAACUCAAUUGUUGUAAAUAUUCACAUAAUUCAGUCUACGACUGCAAAAUGUUUUAUUUGAUUAAACGAAUCUAAUCUAUUCUAUGCUACGAAUGGAACUACGUCUUUGUUUGUCAUGAAGUAUUCGUUCAUAUACCAAUCAGGGCGCCAUAUAGGUACCGAACAUUCUGUCCCAGAUUGUGAACAGGAAUCCAUAGUUGGUGCUGAUUUUCGUGUGGUGCAGAAUGUGGGGCACAGCACCACCGAAGAUGUCGGGAAUCAGAUGGUGAGGGGACCACCAGACGUCAUGGCCGCUGUGUUCCUCCAAGAGCAGCGCUACGAAGAUCCACUCGUAAAUCCACAGCGUCAGGGGAUGAACGGGAGAGGCAAACAUCGGGUACACGAUCAUGCAGGAGGCGAACACGGUCAGUUCGAAGGGAUGAACCCAGCCUGCCGCCCAGGAAAACAGGUCGAACUUGAAACGGUGAUGAACCUGGUGAAUGUUCCUGUACAACACUGGAAUCUUAUGGUGGGCAAUGUGCUCGAGAUAGACGAGGAAGUCGCCGAUUAACAAGGAAGUAACCAAGUCUCGGCACAGCUCCCACAAUGAUGGUGCGUUUUGGGGCAGCUGAAUAUGAUACGGAUACACGAACCACAUGAUUAUGUUAAGGACGCCAUAGACACCCACCUGUAUACCACCCACUCGCAGAAUCUCCUUGCCAGAGAUAGCGUGAUUCUUGCUCAGCCGAGUAGCAUCUGACUGCCAUGGCCCGAUGUCUUUCAUUGUGAAGUAAAGACCUGUAGUCACGAAGGCUACCCAGCCGACAAUCGCUGGAAAUAACCAGUAUGAAGCAACAUGACUCCAGUGACGGGUGAUGUACUCCCACAGGGGCUGAAGAAACAAGUUUGAUUCCAUUGGCUUUGCGGCUUCUCUCACUCUCAGUUUUCUGUUUGUAUCAGUUGGUGUCAGGCGGGAACGAUCAAUGAUUCCCCCACUAGGAUGCCGAAUGUUUUGAUCCGUAGGACACAAUUUUAUUUAUGCACUGAACCACAUGGAAGUCAUGCAUAUAUACGCAAGGAGACAACGACACACAAUACCUUCUUGUUCCAUUAAUAGACCACUUUCAUAAUUGAGACAAAUUUACACAUUCUUUUACUUUAAUUAAGUGCAUCUAAUUAUAGUCAAGUAUAUAAACGCUGGACUGGAAUGCGGCAGGCAGAAAAAAAUUUUGGGA
Messenger RNA from Paramuricea clavata, 1447 nucleotides. The record is from the annotation of a GenBank genome assembly. NCBI's taxonomy places the organism in Eukaryota, Metazoa, Cnidaria, Anthozoa, Malacalcyonacea, Plexauridae.